This is a messenger RNA of Etheostoma spectabile (orangethroat darter), 1569 nucleotides long. RefSeq names its product protein AF-9. Gene Ontology annotation, molecular function: chromatin binding. Gene Ontology annotation, biological process: positive regulation of DNA-templated transcription. Gene Ontology annotation, cellular component: transcription elongation factor complex. Bases 208 to 753 code for a protein of 181 amino acids. The record is from RefSeq and is a predicted model, not a curated record. Lineage: Eukaryota; Metazoa; Chordata; Actinopteri; Perciformes; Percidae. The transcript has 5 exons.
GUCCAUGCUCACGCAAGGUAACGUAACCUGAUUUUUCCUUAACCUUCACCACUCGAGGUCAAUGCCUGGCUAACCCCAACCAAUCGAGGUGCUUCGUAGGGUUGUAAUUUUGCGGGCGGGACUUGUCUAGAAGUCACGUGGCGGAGGGCCGGGCGCUUUUUGCCUUCUGCUGUAAAUAAAUACAACAGUCAGUGAAGCAAGAGAAACAUGGAGAACCAGUGCACACUGCAGGUGAAGCUGGAGUGGGGCCACGGAGUCCAGCUAAGGAAGAAGGUGACAUCAGAAGGCUACACCCACGACUGGAUGGUGUAUGUCCGAGGGCUUGAGACCAGCGACAUCCAGCACUUUGCAGAGAAGGUUGUCUUCCACCUGCAUGAGAUUUUCCCCAACCCAAGAGAGGAGCUGCCGAAAAAGAUGUGUUUCAAGUACCAGCUUAACCUAGAGGGUGACCACCUGCGCUGUGAGACGCUCACCUUCAACAACCCCACCAAAGAGUUCAGGAGAAAGCUGAUCAAAGCUGGAGGGGAACCCAGCAAAGAAGGAAGUAAUGGCAGCAGUCAAUCCUCACAAGCCGACGGAGGAGCAUCGCUAUUGGCCCUGAAAAGACUGAGAGCAAAGCAGACAACAGAGGUGAACGCAGCAAAAAAUGUUUAUUCUAAAAGGCUGCCACCUGCUGCUCCCGAAGUGUCCGAAGAGAGCACUCUCUUGUUUUCAGCUGCGAUCCAUCUUGCAGGCAAGAUCCAUCAUCCAUGAUUUGUCGCAAACAUCCAAUGUGUUUGACUCACUUCAGAAACAGUUGUGUAGCAGGGUGAAGACUACAGAUGUGUAUUCUGACUAUUUGACUGUAGCCUGUCCUGGACUGACGCAAACCAGUCAUGUCUGAAGAUUGUAAAGCUGUGAUUUUUCCGAAUUAUGAAAUUCAAGGUCUUCAUUUUUCAAUAACGUGUUUAGGGUAAUUUAUGAUGAAGUAAUAGGGCCUCCGAGAGGAGGUAAAUCUGUUUUAACCUCAAUUUUUCGUCAUUUGAAGUGGACAAAACAAAAUAACUAUUUUGUAAAGCACUAUUUGCAAGCACCUGUCUUCAUUGAACUGUAUAAUUUUGUAUGUAUGUUUUGUACGUGUGGCGUAAAACGGCAUUAGUUGCAUGCAAACAUUUUUUACCAAUGAGAAAUUUUCUGCCCUGCGUUUAUUUAAUGUAUUUGUUUGUACAGGUUUUUUAUUUUUUUAUUUUAAGCCCUCUAAGUUAGGACACAACUACUGUAUGUUUUUAAUGUACAAAUGAUGAUGAUUAGUAUUUACUGUAAUAUCUGAGCAUUCUUUUUAAAUCAGUUGCAAUAGUUUAUAGGUUUAAGUUUUCUCUUUAUUACAUUAAAACUGUGAAACCUGUGGGGCAUGGCUGUUUUGUAUUUCUCCCUCUUCCUACAUAUUGAAAAGGAGGAUUUAAAGGUUGCUUUCUCAAUACCAGGGGGACACCCUUGUGUCUGACAGCCAGGUGGGUUUUAUUUUACUCUGAUUUGACUGAGAGGCAGACUAGAUCACUUUGAGCAGCAGGACAAGAAGGGGAGGGACCA